Messenger RNA from Peronospora matthiolae, 477 nucleotides. The record is from the annotation of a GenBank genome assembly. NCBI's taxonomy places the organism in Eukaryota, Oomycota, Peronosporomycetes, Peronosporales, Peronosporaceae.
AUGGUUCGCUCAAUGCACUACCUCGCGCUUCUGGCUCUUGCUGCCGUCGCAAUGUCGACCUCGGUCUCGGCCCAAGCAGACCCAAUAACAGUGGCCUUUGCCGCUAAUGCAGCGGUCGCCACAUCGGCCGAUGAUGAACCAGUGGACAACGCCGCGGCCCAAGCGGCGGAGCAAGAAGGUCCUGUGGACGAGCCGAAUGCCGUCAUCUCGGACAGCGUGAGCAACGAGGUCAUCGAGACGAGAAUUGACGAUGUCGAGGAUGGCUCGCAAGCGGCACCUUCCGUUGCGGAUUGGGAUCCGGACAACUACGUUGAACCAACGCCAGCUCCAGAGUCAGCUCCUGCUCCAGCUCCAGCUCCGGUCGAGAGUGCGACGCCUGCCCCUGUGUCGGAAUCUUCGGCUGCUUCGGGACAUGGGACGCCUGCUCUCGCUCUCGUGGCGGUCACUGCCGUCGCGAUCACUGGACUCUUCUUCUAA